Molecule: messenger RNA, 1644 nt
Organism: Seminavis robusta
Lineage: Eukaryota; Bacillariophyta; Bacillariophyceae; Naviculales; Naviculaceae
Source: the annotation of a GenBank genome assembly
AUGGUGGCCAUUACAACCUCAACUAGUCGCCGCUUGAGUGAAAAGCUUCAGCUUCGCAAGGCCAACCUGCGCAAGAGCAAGAGGAAGAACGAACAGGUUCAGAUAUUGGGUCACCGAGGGGCUCUGUUUGAAGGUGUGGAAAACACCCUGGAAGCCUUUCAAAGUUGCUGUGAAUUGGAAGGUUGCGAUGGAGUGGAAUUGGACGUGUUCAAACUGAAGGAUGAAAGUCUGGUGGUCUUUCAUGGCACUGGAGGAGACGAAACACCAGGACUCCUGAAAGAAUACUGUGAAAGCGAAACACCCGCCGAGAGCAUUUUGGACUUGAAUUUUCAUCAAGUCCAGAAACUUGAGUUUGUGGAGGAAUCCGAGCACUUAAUGGCCUCGCAAGAAAUGACCAAGCGAGCUCGCAUUCCAACCCUCCGACAAGUCUUGGAGCUGUUUCGUCAGUAUCCCGACAAGUCAGUCACCAUCGAAUUGAAAGGAGAAGGAACCGAACAACCAACAGUGGAGUUGGUGGAAGACCUACAAAUGACAGACCAAGUCGUUCUCUCUUCCUUUAAGCACGCUCGAGUGCAACAAGUCAAGCAACUGAAUCCCUCUUUGAGGACUGCCGCCAUUUUCAAAGGACAAGUCCCCAGCGAUUAUCUACAACUCGCUUCCAACGCACAAGCCGACGAAGUCCAUCUUCGAUACGAUACCUGCAGUGUGGAACGAGUCCAAGAGGCGCAGCAAGAAGGAUUCCAUGUCAUGGCUUGGUUCCGUGGUCCCAAAGCCAUGAAACAAGAUGUUUCGGAUACUUACGUCGAUGCCGUCAGUGAAACAACCGUCUACGAUAUGGUAUUACAGACUGGGGUCAAUGCCAUUUGUUGUAAUCGACCUCAUGAAGCUGUUGAUUUGGUACAAAAGCAGUAGAGAGAAAGCAAGUUGGAGAGAGCACGACAGAAAAGAGAAAGUAUUUCUGGCGCCUAUUUCUGGCGCCAUCCCCGCGAAAGGAGAAUCACGAGACGCCGAGCUGCAUUCGAUUUUACAAGAGACAAAGAAAGAUCUUUAGCAACCCUGCUAGAGUCUUGCCAGGCUAGCUGGGAGUAAACCACACAACUUAGCGCGCUGCUAGUAGAUUACUUGAGUUACAGUCCAUUUGGUAGCACAAGCUCAACACCAAGGGACAAUUGUGUAGUUCUGGGUACAUGUAUUGUCUGUUUACUCAGCUCCAACCAUCAACGCUGAGGAGCUGUCAAUCCCUGCGAAUCGAAUGAUUCAAUCACUUUGAGGCUCAACCUCUCCCGUUGCGAGCAAGGAUCCUGACACUGGACUUUCUCGACAGCCCCAGCCCAUGCUGAGAGAGCGACAAAAUCACCAGGACGAAAAGGUCCUGGUCUAGAUUGGCGCUUGUUGUUCGAAAAUGACUGAGCACGUGGUCUAGCGUGGUGUCUCACACACCUCGCACGUAUCCGGAUAGCUGGCUCUUGCCAGGCUUCGAUGGGGCUGCUACUAGAGCGAAGCCAAACACUGUGGGGCGUCGUAUGUUGUUGCUUUUCGCUUUUGCCCAAGCCUCAGUCAAGAACUGCUCCAGGUAUACCAUAGGACUAAAAACACUGCAGCUCCGCGGAGUGUCUACUAUAGUAAUUGGCGUAGGUAGCUCAU